Glarea lozoyensis ATCC 20868 is the source of this 663-nucleotide messenger RNA. RefSeq lists its product as uncharacterized. Bases 1 to 663 code for a protein of 220 amino acids. The record is from RefSeq and is a predicted model, not a curated record. The transcript has a single exon. Lineage: Eukaryota; Fungi; Ascomycota; Leotiomycetes; Helotiales; Helotiaceae.
AUGAUUCACUAUCAGUACUGUGGUCAUGUCACCUCUCCUGUCUUUGAAAGAUGCUCGCAAGGAAGUUUCUAUGAAAACGUCCAUCCCAACGACUCCUGUCAAGGAUUCAAGGAGGUCACCGCUGAGCGAUACCAGCGUUGCCCUCAAUGCCUCGCCAACCCUCCUUCGUCCGGUGGCCUUCGAGGAUUUUUGGAUGGUCUCUCCCGCAGAGCAUCAGUGCCUCCACUCCCUUCUGAUCAAGUUUCUGCACCUGAGGUAAACCGUAGAGCAAGCCUUUUCUCGAACUCCACGGUAAGUAGCGCUAGACCCAGCAUGUUUUCUACCAGCGCUACCAGAGCGGAUACUGUCAGGGCCCCCUCAGUCGCAACAACAAUGGACGAUGAGCCUACCCCUCUUUCUCAAAGACUCACAGGUCUCUUCUCUACUUUCAAGAGACGCGAUACUAACAUCAGUUCGAGCGGAAGAGAAAUCAUCCAUCUGAACGAACCUGUCUUCAAACAGAGAGAAAUAUCCCAGGCACCGAAAACAUUCAACAAUACAAUGAUCCCUAUGCAACAAGAAUCUCGCCCAAAGACCCCGGAAAAUCGCAACAACAAGGAAGAAAGCCACUUUGAGAAGAAGUUAUCAAAGGACUUCUGGUCUGGUUUGGAUAACCUAAAGUAG